This is a messenger RNA of Vidua chalybeata, 1484 nucleotides long. Its product is annotated as olfactory receptor 14A16-like. Lineage: Eukaryota; Metazoa; Chordata; Aves; Passeriformes; Viduidae. Gene Ontology annotation, biological process: G protein-coupled receptor signaling pathway. Gene Ontology annotation, cellular component: membrane. Gene Ontology annotation, molecular function: G protein-coupled receptor activity; olfactory receptor activity. The transcript has 2 exons. The record is from RefSeq and is a predicted model, not a curated record. The coding region runs from base 503 to 1432 and encodes 309 amino acids.
UCAGUCAGGGCUGGGAAGGUGCUGAGAAGUGCCUGGGGCAGAAUCACUGCCAGCCCUUGGCACAGGAACCUCUGGCUGCAGGACAAGGCAGCUGCAGCUCCUGCAGUGAUCUCCUCAAGCUGGAACAUCCCAAUGCCCACAGACCCUGGAAAAUGUGGGAAGCUGAUCAACCUCCCCCAGAGAAUGGUUAAAGCCCAGAGAAACUCAGAACAGGUGAGAAGGACAGACCAUCUCCCCUCACUCCCCACUCUCCACUUUCACAGAACUUGCUCUUUUCUCCCUGACGGCAGCAGAAAUGCUGAGGGUUUCUGACAUCCAAGAACACCAGGACAAAUAUAGGGGAGCUUGUGAAGAAAACCCCAGAACUCUUGAACAAAGAAGUGUGUCUCUGUAUUCCUGGGCAGGGUGUAUGGGAAAUGGCUUUGAUUUUGGUUACAGGUAUCUCCUCUAACUCUUCCCUGUCCUUUCUCCAUGAACAGGUCCCCCUGUGCAGCCACAGCAAAUGUCCAACAGCAGCUCCAUCAGCCACUUCCUCCUGCUGGCACUGGCAGAGACGCGGCAGCUGCAGCUCCUGCACUUCUGCCUCUUGCUGGGCAUCUCCCUGGCUGCCCUCCUGGGCAACGGCCUCAUCAUCAGCGCCGGAGCCUGCGGCCACCACCUGCACACGCCCAUGUUCUUCUUCCUGCUCAACCUGGCCCUCAGCCACCUGGGCUCCAUCUGCACCACUGUCCCCAAAGCCAUGCACAACUCCCUCUGGGACACCAGCACCAUCUCCUACUCAGCAUGUGCUGCUCAGCUGUUUCUGUUUCUCUUCAUCUCAGCAGAGUUUUCCGUUCUCACCAUCAUGUGCUACGACCGCUACGUGUCCAUCUGCAAACCCCUGCACUACGGGACCCUCCUGGGCAGCAGAGCUUGUGCCCACAUGGCAGCAGCUGCCUGGGCCACUGCCUUUCUCAAUGCUCUGCUGCUCACGGCCAAUACAUUUUCCCUGCCCCUGUGCCAGGACAAUGCCCUGGGCCAGUUCUUCUGUGAAAUCCCACACAUCCUCCAGCUCUCCUGUUCCAAAUCCUACCUAAGAGAAUUUGGGCUCAUUGUGUUUCCCAUUUCUUUUCUAUUUGGCUGCUUUGUGUUCAUUGUUUUCUCCUAUGUGCAGAUCUUCAGGGCUGUGCUGAGGAUCCCCUCUGAGCAAGGAUGGCACAAAGCCUUUUCCGCCUGCCUCCCUCACCUGGCUGUGGUCUCCCUGUUCCUCAGUACCGGCACAUUUGCCUACCUGAAGCCCCUCUCCAUUUCCUCCCCAUCCCUGGAUCUGGCCCUGUCAGUUCUGUACUCGGUGGUGCCUCCAGCCCUGAACCCCCUCCUCUACAGCCUGAGGAAUUCAGAGCUCAAGGCUGCACCGUGGAGACUGAUGACUGGACCAUUUCAGAAACAGUAGACUUAUGGCCUAUUCCCCAAAUCACAUCAAAUAAAAGUAAUCUUUGAUUCUU